AUGGAUAUAGAAAUAUCUCAAUCAGAUCAAUCAAUUGAACAAUAUUAUGUGGAAUUUUUACGUUGUGCUAAAUGUUUACAUUAUUUUGAAUUUGAAAAUUCGUUAUAUCAUCCAAUAACAUUACCUAUAUGUUGUCGUACAAUAUGUAGACAAUGUUUUGAUAUAAUACGUAAUGAAACAAAUUGUCCACCAAAUCAAAUUUCAAAUGAAAUAAAACAUACAACAAGUGAUCAAUUAAUAACAAAUUAUCCAUUAUUACUUAUUCUUUGUGAUCCAUCAAAAUUACCUAAAGAUAAUGAAGAACGUUACGGUGAAUGUCCAUUGUAUAUGAAACUUGAUAAUGGCACAAAAUUAAAUUUUUAUCAUAUAGAAAAACUUCUUUGUGACAUAUCAUUUGUGAUUAAACCAAUAAUUAAUGAUAAACAAUGUCAACCAAUAUUUAAUCGUUCAAUGAUACGAAAUAUAUUUCACUUAUUAAAUUGUCAAUAUAUUGAUCAUGAAGGUCGUUUAAAAGUUCUGAAAGCAAUACAUCGUCUUGGUGAACGUAUAUGUAUUGAUUUUAUUCUUCAUCAUAAAAGUUUUCGACAAGUAAUAGCUGAUUUUCGUUCAACUAUUGGUUUACCAGAUGAUGAAUUUCUUGAAUCAGCUAUGCAUGAAAAUGUAUUGCGCUCAAUUUUAUUGUUUUUCGAAUAUCGUUCAGCAUUAUCACUUGAAGAAAUUGUCAUUUCUGUGUCAGAAGUACGAGGACUUCACCACCGUUUAUUAAUACAACUUGAACAAAACUUUCAAAAUUAUGAAAGUCUUCUCAAUGCUUAUGAUGUACAAUUUAUUCGAAGUGCUAUAGUAUUUGGAUUUAAUACAUCACCCGAAGUAUGGUCGAAAUUAUUGUAUGGUACUGAAGAAAAUGAAUUAUCAAUGGAAUUUAGGGGUGUCAGCGUUCCCCGUUCCUCAGCAUUCCGUUCCUAG
This is a messenger RNA of Rotaria sordida, 966 nucleotides long. Lineage: Eukaryota; Metazoa; Rotifera; Eurotatoria; Philodinida; Philodinidae. The record is from the annotation of a GenBank genome assembly.